Molecule: messenger RNA, 2555 nt
Organism: Catharus ustulatus (Swainson's thrush)
Lineage: Eukaryota; Metazoa; Chordata; Aves; Passeriformes; Turdidae
Gene: SMIM38
Product: small integral membrane protein 38
Exons: 4
Coding region: 928-1059 (43 amino acids)
Source: RefSeq, a predicted model, not a curated record
UAAGAAGGAAAUUGUGCAGGACUCAUCUGUAGAGCUUCCCAGAUACAGACCAGUGUUUCAUGGGAGCAACAAACAGGGGAGGUCAGGAAUUUUCCUUUCAGAGUAAGAGAAGAGGAUCUUGGGAAAUGGACAAUCCCAGGAAACAUCAUUGGGUGGCAGCAGAGCAUUUACCACUUGCUGUGGCAUCCCAGCAAAAUAAAGCCAGAAAGAACAGCAGUUCUGCAUGUUUGUGAUGUAGGCCUGUGACCAGGAGUGUGGGUCCAGUGUCCAGCUCCCAUAGAAGGUAUUGAAGAUGGCAAUAGGGUUGCACUUCAUCUACAGCUCCAGGGUUUUUAUCCUUCUCUUGGACAUCACUGGAAGGCAGAGGGGGAAAAAAAAGCUCCUCCAGUGUUGUUUCCUGCAAAGACCAUUCUUAAGAGCUUGUUGGACAGCGCAGGACUCUUGAAGUGAUAGCUAAUUGGAGAAAGAAAGGCCCUGAUUGUCUUGAGGGAGCUGGAAAGUGCUGCAUGUGCUGCUGAAAGGGACUAGGGAGAAGGUGCAUGGUUUCGCUGAGCAGCUGCUGCUGGAGAUGUUUGGAGAUUACAUCAGCAUUGGAAAAGAGGGGCCAAAAAAAAAAAAAAGUCCAACUUCACAGAGACGGAGUUUAUGGAGGUUUUUUCCCCCUUCCAAAGGUCUUCUGACAAUACUGUCAUUGUCAAUAUGAGAGUUGUUAAUUCUUUAUGAAUAGCACAUGGGGCCUCUUGACUAAAUAGUACGUUACAUGUCCCAAAUCUGUCAGCUGGACUCUUCUCUCACAUGCUAGUGAGAUCACUUUGAUUGGAAUGUUAGAGGAAUUGCUGGGCUGGCCGUGCAAAACUGAAUACUGCAUUAUAUAAUUAGAUCUCCCAGAGUAUUUUUUUCGCAUUACCACAUUAUUGUAGCUUAAAUAUGGAAUCAGUCCUUUUGAUGGCUUUGCUGGUUGCAAUUAUAUUAAUAAGAUUCAUUUUGUGGUCCUGUCUUAGUGCUUAUAUAGAUUAUAAACUGUCCCAAAGGUUUCCUGACACAAGAAAAGAGGACUAAGAGACUUCAAAAGCCUUGUUCAGAUUUGAAUUGACAGUGGAGAGAGCUGGAUAAGGUAAAUGGAGCUACAGCAGCUUUUACCUUGGGAUCUGAUGAGAGGGAAAUGACCUGUUGAGACUGCAGCUGUGCGAUGAUCUUUCAGAAAGCCUCAUGCUGACAGAGGGGAAGAAAUGACAGCUGAUUGAGUCAAAUAACUUCCUAUCCAACUUGGGCAUGAAUUUGCUGUUGGAAACACACUUGUGGACUUCUGCCAAUUAAAUUAUGUGGUCAGGCUGGAAGGAACCCUCUUGCUGGGCAGCCCAAGAGUGCUCAGUGUCCACGUGCCACGCUGUGAGCUGGAAGGAGCGGAUUUUUACAUGGCUGAUUGAUUUGAUACCAAAUUCCUCGUGGCUCUUCCCAGCCAGUCAGAUCUGAAACUGACUGAAGGGUUUAACCUGUCCAAUAUUCACAUUUCUUGGCAAGCAAUGUAUCUGAAUAUCAGUACAAGGUGGAUACCACUGGAAUAAUGUGUUCCAUGGAAGACAGAUUUGUGUCUCAGAGAUUGUCUGAUGGACUCUGGCUGUGCUUCAGCACCAACAGUGGGUGGGGUGACAACAUGAGUGAGUUUUGACACCAAAGCCUUGCAAGUGACCUUCAUGUCUAGCCUGAAAUAAGCACCCUACUAGGACACUGGCAGAUUUGACUACUUGCCCAAGGACAAAGUGACUUGGGAUUUCUUGGUUAACUUACUUGGCAAAGGGAGAUAAGUUUUUCCAAGUGAAUAAGUGUUGUAUAAAGUCAAACAAUCAGAAUCUUAAUGCAAUUCAGUGUAAUAUUGUCUUUUAAGAUCUGAAUUUUUCUGUAGUAAAGAUAGAAAAAUUGUAUUACCUUGCCUGAGAAAUGCACUAACCUUGGCCUUGUCACUCUUAAAAUUUUUUUUGAAAAAUCCUUUUCCUUUCUUUGAUCAUUUUCUAUCUCAUGUGAAUGUGAAGUUUACCACUUCAUAUACUUAUUUCUAUAUCUCUUGUUAGCUCACAUGAUGGUAUCAGAGUUCAACUAGAUAAAAGACUGCAGUAUUCCCAUACAGAGUUUCUGGCCUAUUCAUGAUUCAGACACUCCUACACACUUGUCAUUAAUAACUGCGCAUCAGCCCUUAUAAUUUUGUCUUUUAAAGCCUCCUAAAGAAUCAGGCAUGAGAGCUGGUGUGUUCUUAGGCAAUGGAACAGGGUAAAUGUAAGGUCAAUUAAUUUCAGCCUCGAUUUUAUUUAUGGUGGAUGACCAAUCUACAAAACAACAGCCUGUAAUGCUUGAAGGUGCAUGUCAUGGGUUUGAAAUCCUACCAGAUGACAAAAAAUUACAUGUAGAUGUAAGUAACCCCUUAUCUGUUUCUCUGAUUCUCAAUUUUAAUAAUCCCAUCCUUUUUUUGUUUACCCAACACCAGCAAGCCACAAAGGGAAAGUGAAAUGUUGUCUACUUGAUGUGCAGACACACCUUUUAUAAUGAGUAAUUGGAAAAAU